UCUAGACAAACUUAAGCUUUUCAAGGCCCAGAGAGGGGGCUUCCGCUUCUCCUGAUCUUGUAGAUGGACUCUUAUUAUUCCAUUUUUGGGCUUAUGUUAAUGGAGCUUGUUAGACUGCAGAGGAAUAGGGCGGAAUUACGCAGCGUUUGAUUGCCAUGAGAAACAUUGUUGAAGAGGGGAAGGAUUUCAAAAGCGUACUGCUUUUCCGCCUCUCACCAAAUCAUAAAGAAAAUUUUUUGGCCCUUUCCAUGGAUUCUGCUUGAAAGUUAUCGGGGCAAAUAAAAUGGUCCGUCAGAGGGGGUCCGGCUAUUUCCCCUGGUAAAUUUAGCUUUGGCCGAACGCCGUGCAGCUCUUCUUCUUUGACAGAGCAGUGGCCUUCGUCCUUCUCAGCAACGGCAGUGGAAGCAAUUCUCUGUGGUGAGAGGUUCUCCAGCAAAUCUUGCCGUGCCUGAUCCUUUCCCUACAUCCCUUGUGCGACCUACCUCUGCCAGCAUUAAGGUCCUCCAGCAUUCAACGCUCCUCUAGCAUGCCGACCGGCGCACGCCCAGUUUGUGUGGACGAAGGCGAUGAUGAUCUCUGGUGCGAGGAUUCAGCUUCUGAUGGGUAUAGGGAUGAUGGUCGUGAUGGUAAAUCAGAGCUUGAUAGGGAGUGGAAGAGGAGGCAGAAUCAAUUUCAUACAGUAUCCCGAAGCAAUCUCAGAUUAGAUGGAUUAAUGGCGGGGAAGGAAGCUUCUGCACAGGAAGGUUUCAAUGCUGGUUUCAGGGAAUCUGUGAUGGCAGGAUACAACUGGGGGUUGGUGAGAGGCAUUACCAGUACAUUGAGUUGCCUCCCGGAUGAGUUGAAGGAGAAGCUAAUUGGAAGAUCUGAUAAAGGAGACGAGCUUCAGGCCCUAUAUGAAGCUACACACUCUGUUUCAUCAAAUGAGGCACUAAUAUUUUUUCAUGAUGAUGUAAUGAACAGAAAACCUCUGGACAGUGGUCCAGAUUCUUCAGGUGACUUGAUACAACCGAAUGUUUUGGGUGAUGCUUCAUACUGCGGGAAGCUGGAAAGUUUCAAAGAGAAACUCAAGAGUGUCGUUAGUGAAUCUCCUGCUUCUGGAAUCAUUGCAGUAAUAGAAUCAAAUAUAGCUGGCUAAGUUUAUCAAUGCAAGAAAAGACAAUGUCAAAGAAAUGCAUUUUGGUUUCUGAGGUGGUCGGACAUUUCUCAGCUGUACGUUUCUUAACAUAACUGGUGAUGCUAUGCUGAAGAAUGGAUCUGCAUCGCCUGUUUCUCGAAGGCAAUGAGAUUUUGUGUCGUCACUAUGCUCUUUCUAAAAGCCAACAUGUUAGCUUAUUGGUCUAUACAAAUUCAUAUUUGGUAUUCAACUUUUUGUCAAUUUGUAAAAUAAAAGCUGGUAGGUUCUCGGUUCCUACUUUCUUCUAGACCUCUUUCACACUUUCGUUGCACUGCCAGUUGCGUUUAUAAAAUGCUGUUAUGGAGCUUGUGAUGA
This is a messenger RNA of Nymphaea colorata (pocket water lily), 1489 nucleotides long. RefSeq lists its product as uncharacterized. The transcript has 5 exons. Bases 527 to 1135 code for a protein of 202 amino acids. The record is from RefSeq and is a predicted model, not a curated record. NCBI's taxonomy places the organism in Eukaryota, Viridiplantae, Streptophyta, Magnoliopsida, Nymphaeales, Nymphaeaceae.